Linum trigynum is the source of this 5452-nucleotide messenger RNA. NCBI's taxonomy places the organism in Eukaryota, Viridiplantae, Streptophyta, Magnoliopsida, Malpighiales, Linaceae. The record is from the annotation of a GenBank genome assembly.
GUUUGAGUCUUAUUUCUCGUGUUUUAGGCCAAUUUCACGCUAGGUUGUUCUUGUUUGUGAUAUUUCAGGUCCUAGUACGGGAAUGAAGGUUUAGGAACGAGUUCGGGGUCGAUUGGACGGAGAUCGAACGUUUGGCGAGCGGUUGAGGAAGUCACACGGGCAUGCCUAAAACCCACACGGCCGUGUAAGGGAACCCAUGUGGCCGUGUGGAAAUUCCAGGGAACUCACACGGGCAGCUUGGAAAUCCACACGGCCGUGUGGUUGUGGUCGUGUAGGAUGGAUGAAGUCCACUUUUUGAAACGCCGCGUUUUGCACAACUUACACGGGCAGCUGGGAAAGCAACACGGCCGAGUGGCCUGACCGUGUGGUCGGGAAUUCUGGGUUUUUAACCCAAUUUCGAGCCAAAGGAUGGGAGAGCUGGGUUUUGGAUCCCAAACACCCAAGGAACGAACCAAAGAGAGAGAGAGGGCGAUUUGAGGGCAUUCUAAGAGUGGAACUGGAAGAUUUCUUCGCCUAGGAAGCUCGAGGAACAAGCCCGGACUUGAAGACUGAUCAUCUGAAGAUUCUUACUACAGUAUCUCUCUUCUCUAUGGAGUAACUUCCCUUCACCUAGGUUUGAGGAACCCUAGAUAUGUUUGUUUGAUUGGAUGAUUGUAUGAGUACUCCUACUUGAUAAUCUUGAGUUCAUAUUCAAUCUAUGCAUGUUUUCAUGAUUCAAUUCUGCUUUAGUCGAGAUUAUUGAAUCUCCUUUGGUCCUAUGAGAGCGAAUACCUGAUUAGGUCAAUAGAGCACCAUAGAUUGAUAGUAGUGGAUCGAUUGCUUUAGUCGAGGGUUGAUUCACUGCUUUGUAUCGAUUGAGAACCUCAUUCGAUAGAGGUAAUCUAGUUCAGAACGCCUUGAUCGGUUGUUCUAGAGAAGGAUACAUCCCUCUAGGCAAUUGACUCAAGGUCUAGUCAAGGAUUCUCCGCAUUGUGAAUGAAAGUGAAACAAGUUAGAAAUCAUCAAUCAUUAAUUUGACUAGUGGCUAGGGGGAAUCAUACCUGAGGGAGUUCCCAACCUAUAAUUAGAUUAACUUUAACUAUAGUUUGCUAGAGUAGUUUUAGUUUUUUCAUCUUAAUAUGGUUUGCUAGAUAAUGAACUAAAGCUGAGUAAUAGUAACUCUAGAGACCCGUGGAUUCGAUAUUUAUUACUUGAGCCACUAUACUGCAGUUCCUUUCAUUGGUUACACUUGGCCUUUGUUAGGUGUUGUGUUUUAGCGUGUCAAGUUUUUGGCGCCGUUGCCGGGGAAUUUCUAGAUUAUUAGGAAAGGCAGAAGUUUGUUACUUUACCGUUUUUCUUUUCUUUUCCACCCUUGCUUUUCACUUGGGUGUUUUUGUUGGUGCAGAUCUGAAUCAUGGAUCCUCAUGGCUUCUCCAACCAUUGGGGGUAUCCACCACCAUCCGAGUGGUAUUACCCCGAGACUCCCUGGAGCAAUCAAGGAGGAGAAGACUAUGGAUUCGGGUUCCAGUACCAACCCCCUUACCACGGAGAACAAUCAGACCCCUGAGCAUAUCAAGAACAACCUCAUUAUCAAGAAGAAUUUCUCCCACAACCAGAAGGGCCAUCGGAGCUGGAGUUACCCAUGGCGGCCUUCACGGGCCAUUCUGCUGAGCCAUGCUACACUCCACAGCCAGAUCCAAACUAUGAAUUAAGGCUUCUCAUGGAGCAGUUUGCUCGAGACAAUGAGAGAUCAUGGUCUAGGAUGGAUCUUCGUACCCAGGCCUAUCGUGAAACGGAGGAGAUCCUCCUGAGCAUUAAAAAGAGCGUCGAUGAUCUUGAGCGAUCAUACACACAACCUGCUCCAAAUCACCCUUCUACUACCAUACUAGAAGAGGAGGAAGAAGAAGGCUACGAAGAAAUUGUGGAGCACACAGAAGUUGUCACGAAGAGCACCCGUGAUGAUCAUGAUCAGGAAUGUCAUGUCGUAGCCGACCACAUCUUUUCACCUCCCACACUUAGCUUUGAAGAGGCGGGCAUGAGUGAGGAGAUGCAAGAUGAUCUCAUCAAAGAAAUUGCUUGGCGACUUGCACUCCAAUCCAUGCUGGAAGAAGAAGAGCAAGAAAAGGUGCAGAAAGAAAUUGUGGAGGAUGACGAAAGUGGAGCAGAAGGAGUUCUUGAUCAUUUCCCAGGGAUGAUACCACAUGAAGAAGGAAGGGAGGUUGAAGAAGCAAUUGGCGUCCAGGCUAAGGACGGAGUUAAGGUGGAAGAGGCCUGCAUCGGCCAUGAGUUACAUGUGAUAUCUCCCCCAAACUUCGAGGAACUACUUAGCAAGGACCCAUUUGCAGUGUCUCUUUGCCAGACCAAGGCCACUUCGACAUCGGUCCCUCUUGGUGGACGCGAUGGUGGUCAAUCGAUGUUGUCAUAUCUGGUUUGGGGCAAUGAGACGAGAGAAGAGAAGAAGAGGUCUCGAGGGUGGAGACGUUAUCUGCAUCAAGUGCACGAGCUUCCAUCACCUGUCAUACCACAUGCUCGUGACUUGAGACUCCACCUCCUCGACGAGAACCUCAACUUCAAGGAAGUUUUGAGGUGGACUGAAACUUAGGAGCCAUCUUCCGGCUCACCACGUGAAAGAAGCGCUUGUUGGGAGGCAACCCAACCAGUCGGUUUGCAUUUCUUUCUCUAUUUCCCCUCGGUUGAGUCAGUUUUGUUCUUUGAUUUUAGAGUCAAUAACUCAACCUUUGUGAGAUUUUGUGUGGUUUUUGUGUUCCGACUAAUCUCUCCUCCUUGAAUGCACCGCCUGCCUCGUCCACCAUCAUUCACCUUGAUCUGGUAACUUCGUUCUACCCUCCUUAUCUUUCCUUCAUUGAGGACAAUGUCGUGCUUAAGUGUGGGGGGAUGUUCGAUUAUGUAUGCGGGUGAAUGUUUGGCUGUUUGUGUGCUUGGAGCCUAGUCCACUGUCCAAAUUUUUGAAUUUGAGGGCUCCAAGUACUGUUCCCUGCAAAAUCCUGCUCAGUAUGCUUUGAAUUGACAGUCUUUAUGGUGAUAUGCAACCUAGGGAGGUAGUUGUAGCACUAUGGAGGAUGUUGAAGUAUAAGAUUUUUCUUAUCCGUCUCUCUGAUGUGCUGGUUGAUUUUGUGAACUAGUGGAUUUAGGACCGUUGAUUCAUGUGGUAUUGAUGACUCCUCUUAUGUUGUGUUGUGGGCUCGUGUGUCGAAAAAAGGGUGCUCACGUGUGAAAUGAAAAAGCAGUUGGUCCCCCAUGUCAAAAAUUUGAAAUUCUAAGACAUGGGGUAAGUUCAACGUGUGUGGCACCGUUCAUUGCACAAAAUCGGGUUUUGGAAGGAUUUUAGUGAUCCUUGGUGAGGUAGGCCUACAAGGUGAAGCUAAUUUGUCUCUAGUACAAGUAAAAUUUCCACCAGUUGAACGGUUGGGCUACUUGAGGAUGUGUUUUUAAGGGCACGGAUAGAGCUUCUGACCCCCCUUAAUUUCAUUGACCCUCCACACGAGUUGAGAAAAAGGAGUUAAAAGAAGUACUCUAGCGAGCGCUAGAUGUACAGAAAUUGCUCUUGCUCGACUAAUAAGGGUCGGCCGGGCAAAAGAUUGCAGUCGGAACCCCCGCCAAGUGAAUGAAAAAAAAAAAGAAAAAAAAAGUAAAAUGAAAGUGAGAAAGGGGUUCCAAUGGUGAAAUGAAGUGAAUGGUGUGAGUCCCUUUAUCCAUGAACUGACUGUCUUACUUCUACUUCUUCUCAUGAUCCUGGUUUGAGUCUAGUACUCGCAUUGAGAGAGAUAGGGGACGUCUUAGAAGACCAGUUGAUCUCGUAAGUUGCUUUAUGAUCUAGAAAAUCCUCUACCGACGAUCGGGAUUGUUUGUUGCUAUAGAGGUCUGGAGAGUUGCAUUGGUUUGAGUUAGGUUUGCUUGGGGACAAGCAAACGGUUAAAUGUGGGGGAAUUUGAUGACUUGAUAUAUACACAUGUUUUUGUCCACCAUUCUUGUACGUUUGAGUCUUAUUUCUCGUGUUUUAGGCCGAUUUCAUGCUAGGUUGUUCUUGUUUGUGAUAUUUCAGGUCCUGGUACGUGAAUGAAGGUUUAGGAACAAGUUCGAGGUCGAUUGGACGAAGAUCGGACGUUUGGCGAGAAGCUGAGGAAGUCACACGGGCAUGCCUAAAACCCACACGACCGUGUAAGGGAACCCAUGAGGCCGUGUGGAAAUUCCAGGGAACUCACACGGGCAGCCUGGAAAUCCACACGGCCGUGUGGUUGUGGCCGUGUAGGAUGGUUGAAGUCAACUUUUCGAAACGCCACGUUUUGCACAACUCACACGGGCAGCUGGGAAAGCCACACGGCCGUGUGGUCAGGAAUUUUGGGUUUUUAACCAAGUUUCGAGCCAAAGGAUGGGAGAGCUAGGUUUUGGAUCGCAAACACCCAAGGAACGAACCAAAGAGAGAGAGGGCGAUUUGAGGGCAUUCUAAGAGUGGAACUGGAAGAUUUCUUCGACUAGGAAGCUCGAGGAACAAGCCCGGACUUGAAGACUGAUCAUCUGAAGAUUCUUACUGCAGUCUCUCUCUUCUCUAUGGAGUAACUUCCCUUCGCUUAGGUUUUGAGGAACCCUACAUACGUUUGUUUGAUUGGAUGAUUGUAUGAGUACUCCUACUUGAUAAUCUUGAGUUCAUAUUCAAUCUAUGCAUGUUUUCAUGAUUCAAUUAUGCUUUAGUCGAGAUUAUUGAUUAUGCUUUGGUCUUAUGAGAGCGAAUACCUGAUUAGGUCAAUAGAGCACCAUAGAUUGAUAGUAGUGGAUCGAUUGCUUUAGUCGAGGGUUGAUUCACUGCUUUGUAUUGAUUGAGAACCUCAUUCGAUAGAGGGAAUCUAGUUCAGAACGCCUUGAUCGGUUGUUCUAGAGAAGGAUACGUCCCUCUAGGCAAUUGACUCAAGAGGGCCUUGUUCCUUUUGUCGAGACUCAAGGUCUAGUCAAGGAUUCUCCGCAUUGUGAAUGAAAGUGAAACAAGUUAGAAAUCAUCAAUCAUUAAUCUGACUAGUGGUUAGGGGGAAUUAUACCUGAGUGAGUUCCCAACCUGUAAUUAGAUUAACUUUAACUGUAGUUUGCUAGAGUAGUUUGAGUUCUUUCAUCUUAAUUUGGUUUGCUAGAUAAUGAACUGAAGCUGCGUAAUAGUAACUCUAGAGACCUGUGGAUUCGAUAUUUAUUACUUGAGCCACUAUACUGCAGUCCCUUUCAUUGGUUACACUUGGCCUUUGUUAGGUGUUGUGUUUUAGCUUGUCAAUGAUGUUAACGAUAAAAAUAUAUCACCCCAAUCAAGAAGAACGAAAGUAGUCUUGGAACCAACGAAACUAAAUACUAUGUUCUUCGUCUUUUUUCCUUUGAUUUUGUAGAUUUAUUAUAUUCUUUUCCCCAUCUUACUUGACUAUCCAAAGAGUUUACCUUUUUUAUUGUUAGGCUAAAAUAAACGCAAAAUCUAUUU